AUGGAGCGGGAACGGAGCCGUGAGGGGAACGGAACAGCGGGAAUGGCGCUUCCAAGGAUUCCCUGGAAUUUUCCCCCUCUCUGCUGGCUCCUCCUGGCCGUGGCCAUUCACGUUUCCCUGGGUUUGGAAUGCCAGGAGCACCAGUACCUGCUCCAUGGGAAAUGCUGCAGUGACUGCGCCCCCGGGCAGAGGAUGCGCAACCGCUGCACGGCCGGGGCUGACACCGUGUGCUCGCCGUGCCAGGACGGAUAUUUCAGCUCCCAGUACCACCAUGGCUUCUGCCACAGCUGCACCGUCUGCAACGCCAGGAAGGGCAGCGUGGAGGUGAAGCCGUGUGAGAAAACCUCGGACAGGGUCUGUGUGUGCCAGGGGAUUCCUGUGGGGAAUGAGUGCUCCCGAUGUCCUGAAGGGACUUUCUCCAGAGGAAGCAACGAGAACUGCCAGCCUUGGACCAACUGCAGCUUUUUUGGGAAGCGCACGCUCCGAGCUGGCACGGCCACAGAGGACGCCCAGUGCAGCAGCCCUGGCCUGGAUCCCAUUCCUACAGAAUUCCUGAAAACCAGAGCUGCCAUUCCCACAGAAUUCCUGAAAACCAGAGCUGCCAUUCCCACAGAAUUCCCAGAAACCAGAGCUGCCCUUCCCACAGAACUCCCAGGGAGCAGCUCCAGCCCCAGGGAGACCCCGGAGGUUUGUUCAGGUCCUGGCAGCGCUGCAGAGCCCAGCUGGGGUUCUUUAUCCCUGCUCUUGCUGUGCCUGAUGCUGCUGAUGGUGAGUGGAAUUUCCAUCCUGCUCCUGAUCAUCCAAACAUCUCGGAAAAAAACCAGGAAUGGGCCUGGGAGGAGCCUCCAGCACACCGAGGGGAGCUGCAGGAUCCCCAUCCAGGAGCAGCACAUCGACUCCAACUGCAGCCUCAUCAAAUGAGCCCAGCCCAAAGCCGGGCCUGCCUUCCUCAGCCCGGGAAUCCCAAGGAGUGCUGGGACUAAUUAGGGCUGGCUUUGCUUAAUGAGGAGUUAAAUAGGGGCUGAAUCAACUCAGGAUCUCCCUUUGGAAUUUGGGGAAAUUCCUAAGGGAAUUUGGUGUGGAUUAAGUGGCAAAGCUGAGCUCUAAAAUCAGGAUUCAGUGGCAAAACUGAGUCUAAAAUUGGGAUUAAAUGGCAAAACUGAGCCUAAAAUUGGGUUUUAAUGGUAAAACUGAGUCCAAAAUCAGGAUUCAAUGGAAAAACUGAGCCUCAAAUUGAGAUUAAAUGGCAAAACUGAAUCUAAAAUCGGGAUUCAGUGGCAAAAUUGAGCCUAAAAUCAGAAUUAAGUGCCAAAGCUGAGCUGUGAAAGUGCCAAAGCUGAGUUCUAAACCCACGAUUCAGUGGCAAAACUGAGCCUAAAGUUGG
Ficedula albicollis (Collared flycatcher) is the source of this 1384-nucleotide messenger RNA. It is a transcript of the gene TNFRSF4, whose product is annotated as tumor necrosis factor receptor superfamily member 4. The record is from RefSeq and is a predicted model, not a curated record. Bases 1 to 921 code for a protein of 306 amino acids. Lineage: Eukaryota; Metazoa; Chordata; Aves; Passeriformes; Muscicapidae. Gene Ontology annotation, biological process: inflammatory response. Gene Ontology annotation, molecular function: protein binding; tumor necrosis factor receptor activity. The transcript has 9 exons.